Mustela erminea (ermine) is the source of this 1357-nucleotide messenger RNA. RefSeq names its product family with sequence similarity 174 member A (gene FAM174A). Bases 216 to 779 code for a protein of 187 amino acids. The record is from RefSeq and is a predicted model, not a curated record. NCBI's taxonomy places the organism in Eukaryota, Metazoa, Chordata, Mammalia, Carnivora, Mustelidae. The transcript has 3 exons.
CGUAGUAUCACCGGCCGCGGAGAUGUACGAACUUCCGGUUGUCCGGGCAGCUGUCGCCGCCGCUGUCGCCGCUGCUGCCCCUGCCACCUGCCAGGGCCGGGCCUCAGUUCAGGAUUUGGUCACUUCUUCGUUUUCCACUGCGCCCAUGGUUCCUCCUGGAGCCAGGGCGGCGGGCCCGGCGGCUCCCGCGUGGUGAGAGGGCGGUCGGGGGGACGAUGAAGGUCCGGCACUGCAGCUCCUGUCUCAGCCACCUCUUGGCCCUCGCCCUCCUGCUGCUGCUAUUGCUGCCAGGAUUGGGAGGGCCUUUGGCUUUGCUGCUGAAGGCGGCCGAGGCGGCUCCGGACCGCGGGCAGCGGACCCCGCCACCCCUGCCCCCAGGCCCCACCGCGGCCCAGUCUCCGGGCCGCGUUCCUGUAGAAGCCGCAGGGCCGCGGGGCGCUGAGGGCGGCAAUGGCAGUAGUCCCCGGGCGGGGCUUUCAGCAGACGACUCCGGAGGGAAGGCGGGGGAAGAAGACUCAGUGGGUGGGAGCCUUGCUGUGAGCCCCAACCCCGGCGACAAGCCUAUGACCCAGCGGGCCCUGACCGUGUUGAUGGUGGUGAGCGGCGCCGUGCUGGUGUACUUCGUCGUCAGGACAGUCAGGAUGAGAAGAAGAAACCGAAAGACGAGGAGAUACGGAGUUUUGGACACUAACAUAGAAAACAUGGAGUUGACACCUUUAGAACAAGAUGAUGAGGAUGAAGAUAACACUUUGUUUGAUGCCAAUCAUCCUCGAAGAUAAGAAUGUGCCUUUUGAUGAGAGGACUUCAUCUUUCUACAAUGAAGAGCAGAAUUUCUAUGUUUAAGGAAUAAGAAGCCACUUUAUCACUGGGGGCGGGAGGGUAUUUAAGUUACAUAUAUUAUGAAAAACUUUAAUUUGUUGCAAUAAAUACUGUAUCAUUUUGUUAUGUAUGUAUGUAUAGAAGUGCUCUUAAUGGGCUCAGAGUUGUUGGGAGUGAACUGCACUAUAAUAGAAAUCUGUGUGAAAAUUACUUUAGAGCAGGGUGUUUUCUGAUCAGUUACUGUUUCUUACUUACCAUAUUAUAAACAGUUUUAAAUAUUAGUUAAUGUUGUUUUGUUUUGGGGUUUUUUUUUUUUUAGAGGGUUUGCCCAUUAGUUGUUUUUUUUCCCCAUUAAUUGUUUUUUGCUGAAACUAAUCCCAGCAACAAACUGAUGUGUAAAAAUAAUUUAAAAUUUCUUUACAGAGAUGUAUUCCCCAUUUUUGUGGGAAAAAGAAGCCAAGUUUAUUACUUUGCAUUUGGUUUUUUUUAAAUAUUAAUAAAUGAAUUGUAUGCAAAAAAUAAAUAUGAUUUAAAAUUA